AUGCUUCCUCUCGUUCAACUAGCCGUAAUCAUUGCCUGUGCUAGCGCUUGGCCGCUCCUUCAUGAAGAAUCUAAAGGCUUGUCGUCGAGGUCCAAACCUCUUCCUAAAUUCAAGAACAUAUUCACAUUCGGAGACAGCUACACAGCUACCCACUUUGACUACACAGGGACCUUACCCAAUGCAUCCAACCCCCUUGGCAAUCCUGCCUUUCCAGGGGUCACCACAAGCAACGGCGACAACUGGAUAGGCUUCCUCAUCUCACAAUACAACAAAUCCCUAGUCCUCGACUAUGACUUUGCCGUAGCCGGUGCUACCAUCGACAACAACCUUGUACCGGCUUACGAGAGCACCGUCCCUUCAUACGACCAGCAGGUCUCUCACUUACUCACUCUAACCAACAAGACAGAAUGGAGAAACGAAAAUACACUCUUCACAGUCUGGUUCGGGAUCAACGAUAUCUCCAGAGGAUAUAACGCAAAUACCUGGAGUAAAUUCUCCCAGGUCCUCAUCGAUCGCUACUUCAAUAUCUCGCAAACCUUAUACGAUAACGGAGCACGAAACUUCCUUUUCAUGAGCGUGCCACCCAUACAACGCACACCUGAGCUUCUCGCUGAGAACGCAACCGCUMAAGCCACAACUGCCUACACAGUCUCAAGCUAUAACCAACUCCUCAAUCAAGGCGCAAAUCGGUUUACCAAACAUAAUAAAGACAUAAAUGCAAUCUUGUUCGAUACCACUCCAUCCUUUGAUGUAGCAUUGAACAAUCCGACUGCGUAUGGUGCGCCGGAUGCGAUUUGUUAUAGUGGGGAUGGGGUCAGUUGUCUGUGGUGGAAUGAUUUUCAUCCGGGGCAAGCGAUUCAUAAGCUUGUUGCUGGGGCUGUGGCUAAUGUGACGGGAAUAUGA
Molecule: messenger RNA, 903 nt
Organism: Talaromyces amestolkiae
Lineage: Eukaryota; Fungi; Ascomycota; Eurotiomycetes; Eurotiales; Trichocomaceae
Exons: 2
Coding region: 1-903 (300 amino acids)
Molecular function (GO): hydrolase activity, acting on ester bonds
Source: RefSeq, a predicted model, not a curated record